GAUAUCUUUAAGGUUCUCUAUAACACCAGAAUCCUGGCCGACGGGACCGUUAUUAACGGGUCGUCGGAUAUUAACGAGUCUAGUCUAUACUCACUAGCUAUAGUAGGUAUUAUAAUUCGUGGAUAUAACGGACCCGAAGCUACAAUUAAAGUAAUUAUCUACGCUAUCACGGUGCUUAUUAUAUCUUACCUCUACACUAUCGGGCUAGCUAUUCCUAUAGUUAUCGUGAUAUCGAGCGGAGUUACGGCGGAGAAAGGGAUUAUCUUUAAGUUAGUAGAUACUAUUGAAGUAGCUUAUAAAACUUCUCACGUUAUGUUCGAUAAAACCGGUACCCUAACUCGGGGCAAGCUUUCUAUUAUUAUAGAGAACUACGAUAACGUAGGAAGCCUCUCGCUUCUUCUUAGGCUUAUCGAAAACAGUCUAUACCCAGUCUCCGUUUCUGUGGCUACCUAUCUUAAGGAUGCUAGUGUUACGGCUUCUACUAUUCCUAAGGCUAAGAGCCUUACUAGUAUAGGUGUUAAGACUACCUUUAGUGGCCGGAAACUUCGAUUAGUCUAUAGUCUCGAAGAUAAGCUUCGACCUAACGCUACUAGGACAAUUGAGAGCUUACAGAAGCGUGGUAUCUCGGUCUAUAUCGUUUCUGGUGACGACAAUGGAGCUAUUUAG
Penicillium cataractarum is the source of this 666-nucleotide messenger RNA. Its product is annotated as ATPase P-type K/Mg/Cd/Cu/Zn/Na/Ca/Na/H-transporter. The record is from RefSeq and is a predicted model, not a curated record. Lineage: Eukaryota; Fungi; Ascomycota; Eurotiomycetes; Eurotiales; Aspergillaceae. Gene Ontology annotation, molecular function: nucleotide binding. The annotation marks the transcript as partial. The transcript is spliced from 3 exons.